Molecule: messenger RNA, 2255 nt
Organism: Exophiala xenobiotica
Lineage: Eukaryota; Fungi; Ascomycota; Eurotiomycetes; Chaetothyriales; Herpotrichiellaceae
Exons: 2
Coding region: 259-2127 (622 amino acids)
Molecular function (GO): N,N-dimethylaniline monooxygenase activity; NADP binding; flavin adenine dinucleotide binding
Source: RefSeq, a predicted model, not a curated record
CGUGCAUUGUUUGCUGUUAUCCAUGCCAUGUCACUCAUGUCAAUCCGGGGGGUUCGCGUUGUCGUACGAAAUACGAGCAGGUAUCGUUAGGCCUUCAGACGGAGACAUGGUAUCAUCGUCCACCCUUAUAUUGCUGCUCCUGUCGUCCUUUUGAUUGUAUAAGCCGCCCACGUCCUCAUACUCUUCCUUUUUGGCCUUGCUUCUCUAGUCCAUACUCGACCAUCUCGCUCGCAUUGUUGUUCAUUACCACUACGCGCCAUGACGAACAGGAUGGACCAUAUCCGCCAUGUCGGAGAGGCAGACAAAGCUGGAUACACCUACUACCCGGUCCUGAUCAUCGGGGCCGGAGAGUCAGGCAUCGCUAUGGGCUCCAGAUUACGUUCAGUCCUUGGCUUUGACCAGUUCCGCAUCUUUGAGCGGAAGUCAGGAUUAGGAGGCACUUGGCAAGCGAACCAAUAUCCCGGUAUUGCUUGCGACGUACCGGCUAUUCUAUAUUCAUACUCCUUCAACCAGAACCCCUACUGGACGACCUUCUUUCCUUCCGGCAGAGAAAUCAUCCGCUACCUCUAUGAUACGUGCGAGAAGUUCCGAAUCCUGGACAAGAUCCAGUUCGACACAUCAGUCAAGACCGCGCGCUGGAUAGACGGUGAUGAAGAAUGGGAAGUCGUCCUUGAACACCUAGCACCGGGCAUCGGGGACUUGGCCACGUAUGAGCGGAAAGCACUAGAGAAAGAGAAGGGAGAAGACUCGUCAGUCUUGUACACAGAAACCGUUCGGGCAAAGGUCGUGGUCAGCGCUGUCGGAGGCCUCGUCGAGCCCAAACCCCCUCUGGCUGUUCCUGGCAUCGAGACUUUCGAGGGCGAGAUCGUCCACACCGCCCGCUGGAAACCCGGGUUGAACUUGCAGGGCAAAGAAGUCAUUGUCAUUGGCACCGGUUGCAGUGCUGGCCAGGUGAUGCCACAAUUGAUCAAGCCCGAAUCUGGUGCGAAGCAUGUCACUCAACUUAUGCGAUCUCCACCCUGGGCAGUCCCAUUUCUGCCUGAAGAAGCCCGAGCCUUCUACGCGAGAUGGAUUCCGUGGCUAUGCCAGCAUGUUCCUGGCUUCCAGAACGGGUUUCGCAAGCUCUUUUUCACAAUGAUCGAGGCCGAAUUCAUCAGCCUGUUCACUCCAUCUGAAGCGGCGCGUCAACGACGGAAGAAGAAAGCUGAAGAACUUCUCCGCUAUCUUCGAAAGACAGUACCAGAGGAAUACCACGAGCUCCUCACGCCAGACUACGAAGUCUUCUGCAAGCGUCGUGUCGUGGAUGAGGGAUGGUUCAAGAGCUUGCACGAACCGAAUGUUGAGAUUACCAGUCUGCCAAUCACUUCGAUUCAACCUCGGUCAGUGACGCUAGGUCCUGGACGGUACUACCCACCUAUGUCGAAAACCGAGUCGAAGGUGCCCACGGAAGCCCGCACCGUCCCAGCCGACGUGAUUAUUAUGGCUAAUGGGUACGAUACCAAUCAAUGGCUUCACCCGCUCGACGUGACCGGCCGCAAUGGCCGAUCUUUGUACAAGACCUGGGCCGAAAGAGGUGGUGCCCAAGCGUAUAUGGGCACUGCCAUGGACGGCUUUCCCAACUUCUUCAUGAUCUUCGGACCCAACACUGCCACCGGUCACAGCAGCGUCAUCCUCGCCAGCGAGAACAUGGUCAAUUACUCACUCAAAUUCAUCGGUCCCAUCCUCCGAGGCGAAAUUGAUACUUACGAGGUCAAAGAGUCGGCCGAGCGCAAAUGGACAUCCGAUCUGCAAGCCCAGCUCAAGAACAGCGUUUUCAUGUCUGGUGGUUGCCGCUCCUGGUAUGUCGGCGAGGAUGGGUGGAACUCGACCGUCUACCCGCGCACGCAGAUCGACUUCACGCUGAGAUGUAUGUUUCCGAGAUGGAAUCAUUGGAACGUGAAGUACACUCGCAAAGGGCUCAUCAAAUUGCAACUCGGCCGGAUCUUGAAGCUGUUCGGUCUCAUUGUAGCGGUCUGGGGCGCCAUAUUUACAGCCAGAAAUGGAGUGCGAAGUACGAAAGACGUGCUUGCGCAAGUGCUUAGACGGAGCCUGGAAGGCGUUAAAGGGUUGGUGAACAGGGUGAGAUGAUUCUCGAUGGAUCAUGUUGAGUCUAACAUUGGAUUACGUUAUCAUCUCAAUGAAUCUUAGAUGCUUGAGCAUAGUCUCAGCGAGCAUGUAUUGCUGUAAAUGCAAGCCAUGCCUAUCCUUUGCAUGAU